CAUAAACGUUUCUUUUCUUUUUCUUCCAUAUUUUCUUUACGAUUCUUUCUUCAUUAAGAACACCGUGCGUUAACUAAAAAUUCACCUUUUGGAUACAGUAUCUCUUCACCUGUUGAAAAAGACUUCAACAAAUUCACCUUUUCCAUACAGUAUCCCUUCAUCAGUUGAAAAAGAUUUCAACAAAUAUGGGACUGCAAUAUGUUAAUAAAAGGAAAGAACCGGUGGUGUCCGGAGGUGGAGAGCCGCAGCAUCCAACAGAGUGGAGGCGGUACAAAGGGGUGAGGAGGCGGCCUUGGGGCAAGUUUGCCGCAGAGGUAAGGGAUCCGGAGAAGAAACGAAAGAGAAUAUGGCUGGGAACGUUUGAUACACCAGAGGAAGCAGCAUUGGCUUAUGAUAACGCAGCUUUCAAGCUACUAGGUUCACGAGCUAAGGUGAAUUUCCCUCUCUUGAUUGGCGUGAAUGAUUCACCAGUUGUUCUAGCUUCUAGGUGGCUAGCUCUAUUCCCCCAAGAGACAAGAAGUAAAGGCGUAGUGGUGGAGCCACCAAUCACCGCCUCAAGGGCCGAUGAAGAAUCGGAAAUAACAGCUUACACCACCACUGUCCGCACCAAUGAUGCUGCCACAAUGGAGGUGGGAAGUAGUCAAGACGCCGGAAAACUGUUCCAAACAGAUAAAUGGUUCAUACCGCCAAUAAUACCACCUCCAGAAUCACCAAUAACAGUCCUUACCACCACUGACGACACCACCAACACCACCACCAGUACAACCAAUGGUAAUCUCACUAGAGUGGAGAUGGGAGUUGACCAUGACACACAUUUGGAUUUUCAAAUGUUUAGCUUGAAACCUGAAGAACAUUCACCAAGUAUGGUGCAACCAUCAGCUACCUCCGACGAAGCUUCAGAGGAGGAGAGCGCAUGAAGAAGCCGCGCCAGAGAAUGCCCCGAGGCAUGCCGCGCCCGGCAGGCUAAGCCGACGGAACCUAGCGCCCGUCAGCGCCCCUAAGAGCAGGUCGCUCGCGGAGAAAAGCUCGGCCCCGCCAGGGGCGCCUUCCACUCCGGGACAAAUGUAACGGUCUCAGGCGACAAGACAAAUGCUCAGAGCAUUACCGCCUGAACCAAUCGUUGGCUCUGACAGAUUAAGGAACACGAUCGCCCAAUCAGCGUCCCCGAUCCUGUCGGGUUUGACGCCCUUGUCCCGUACGGACUAGCAGAAGGACUCAGUAUAAAAGACCACCCGAGGUGCCUUGGGAAGUAAGUCGUCUUCUCUCAGUUUACUCACAAUACAAUCUCAAUUCUAUCCACUGACUUGACCGUCAAAGCGUUUUCCUGGGAGCCUCCUCCCGGAAAACGGCUGACGAUCCUUUCUCGCUGUGACCUUGCAGGUUCACCGGAAUCACCAAAGGCAUAGAGCACCGUCGUAGUGGAACUAGGUCACAUCAUUUGGUGCAAUCCGUGAGACACGAACCCAUGACGCUUGAGACGCUAUUUCCAAGCACAUCAGAUAGAAGUGCUAACAAAUUGUCCGAUCAAACAAAUACUGCUCAAGCCAGAAACAUCCGGGCGACUAGCGAAAUGGGCAAUCGAGCUAGGGGAGCAUGAUAUCAGCUACCGCCCGCGUACCAGUAUCAAAGGACAAGCAUUAGCAGACUUUCUCCUUGAAAUCCCAGGCGAUGCAAAGACGUCAGUUCAGACAAAAGAGUUAUUGGGGAUAGGCCAUUCCAAGGAUGACCUGAAAUGGACCCUAUUCACUGACGAGGCAUCCAAUAAAAAAGGGUCGGGAGCUGUGUAACAUCCGGAUUUCCAG
This is a messenger RNA of Lactuca virosa, 1802 nucleotides long. NCBI's taxonomy places the organism in Eukaryota, Viridiplantae, Streptophyta, Magnoliopsida, Asterales, Asteraceae. The record is from the annotation of a GenBank genome assembly.